CCUGCCAGAGUCACUUUUACGAACGACAAACCUUUCGUCGCUCCCCGCGUGCGACUCUUAUAUCUACCUAGCCGAUACACGUCUCCGCUACGACAAAUCUUUUCCCAAGCCUAAAACCACACAACUUCUUCAAUAUGGCUGAACAACUCGAUAUGGGCCGUCUCACUCUGAACGACUCCCAACACGCUCCCGGCGCUGGCAACUUCCCCAGCGACCGCGCUGCAUACAUCCCGCCUCACCUUCGCGGUCGGCAGCAGGCUGCUGCUCCUGCCCCCCUCGAUGGACCUCCGCCCAUGAUGAACGGCGGUGGCGGUAUGGGAGGCGGCGCCUGGGGACCCCCUCCUCCGCGUUAUGGUGGCCCUCAACAGCGACACGACGGCGGCGGUAACUGGGCCAACGCCCCCAACUUCACCCCGCGAGGUAGCAACGCCCCCCAACAAACCGGAGCCGGCUGGGGAGCUGCUCCGGCAAAGUUCGACCCUAAUGCUUACGGAAAACCAGGUGCAGGAGGUUCCGGCUCUUCUGCGCGUGGAUCUGGUGAUGGACAGUGGAGGGACGGCAAGCACAUCCCUGGUCCGGCCAAUCCUCGCCUUGAGCGUGAACUUUUCGGAACUCCCAACGAUCCCUCGAAGCAACACACCGGUAUCAACUUCGAAAAGUACGACGAUAUCCCCGUUGAGGCUUCAGGCCAAGGUGUCCCUGAACCCGUCACCGCAUUCACCAACCCCCCUCUGGAUGACCACCUUCUGAGUAACAUCGAGCUUUCUGGCUACAAGGUCCCAACACCUGUGCAGAAGUACUCCAUCCCUAUCGUCAUGGGUGGUCGCGACCUCAUGGCCUGCGCUCAGACUGGUUCCGGAAAGACCGGUGGCUUCCUGUUCCCUAUUCUCUCCCAGGCCUUCCAAACUGGGCCAACUGCUGCCCCUGCUCAGCAGGCCGGAGGCUACGGCUAUGGUCGACAGCGCAAAGCCUACCCGACUUCUCUCAUUCUCGCCCCGACACGAGAGUUGGUUUCCCAGAUUUUCGACGAGGCUCGCAAAUUCGCGUACCGCUCUUGGGUCCGCCCCUGUGUGGUCUACGGUGGUGCCGAUAUUGGCUCUCAGCUGAGGCAGAUUGAACGUGGCUGCGAUUUGCUCGUUGCCACUCCUGGUCGUUUGGUCGAUUUGAUUGAGCGCGGCCGCAUCUCCCUCCAAAACAUCAAGUAUCUCGUGCUUGACGAGGCUGACCGCAUGUUGGACAUGGGUUUCGAGCCUCAGAUUCGUCGCAUUGUCGAGGGCGAGGAUAUGCCUCCUACUGCUGCUCGUCAGACGCUCAUGUUCUCGGCUACCUUCCCCCGCGAUAUUCAGAUGCUUGCCCGCGACUUCUUGAAGGACUACAUCUUCCUUUCCGUUGGUCGUGUGGGUUCCACGUCCGAGAACAUCACCCAGAAGGUUGAGUACGUUGAAGACGUCGACAAGCGCUCUGUCCUGCUCGACAUCCUCCACACCCACGGUGCUGGUCUGACGUUGAUCUUCGUCGAGACCAAGCGCAUGGCCGAUUCCCUCUCGGACUUCCUGAUCAACCAAGGUUUCCCUGCCACUUCGAUCCACGGUGAUCGUACUCAGCGUGAGCGUGAGAAGGCUCUCGAGAUGUUCCGUACUGGACGCUGCCCCAUCCUUGUGGCCACUGCAGUUGCUGCCCGUGGCUUGGAUAUACCCAAUGUCAAGCAUGUGGUUAACUAUGACCUGCCAACCGAUAUCGACGACUACGUGCACCGUAUUGGCCGUACCGGUCGUGCUGGCAACACUGGUAUUUCGACCGCCUUCUUCAACCGUGGCAACCGCGGCGUGGUCCGUGACCUGAUCGAGCUGUUGAAGGAGGCCAACCAGGAUGUUCCCCAAUUCCUGGAGUCCAUUGCCCGUGAAGGCUCCGGCUUUGGCGGUGGCCGCGGUGGUGGCCGCGGUGGCCGUGGCCGUGGUAGCCAGGCUACCCGUGACGUCCGUCGCUAUGGCGGUGGGGGUGGUGGCGGUGGAGGCUUCGGUGCUGGCGGCGGCGGCGGCUGGGGUGCUGCUCCUCAGGCUGGUUACGGAGGAGGCUACGGCGGUCCUCCCGCUGGCGGCUACGGUGGCGGCUAUGGAGGAGGUUAUGGUGGCGGCGGCUACGGCAACCCAUCUGGCCCUGCUGGUAGCUCCUGGUGGUAAAUUCCAGGAUUCACGACCUAACGAUUCCCGGCCUCUAAUAUCUUUCCCGGUUCUGGUUUCUUAAAGGUCCGUUCGAGGAAGCCUACUCCUGAGCUUCCCUUCUUCAACAUCUCGUUUUUCUUUUCUUUUCCCAGGUUUCUGCGACUCGUUUCUCGACUACGAAUCGCCGCGGAAG
Westerdykella ornata is the source of this 2355-nucleotide messenger RNA. RefSeq names its product DEAD-domain-containing protein. The coding region runs from base 135 to 2180 and encodes 681 amino acids. Gene Ontology annotation, cellular component: nucleus. Gene Ontology annotation, molecular function: ATP binding; RNA binding; RNA helicase activity. The record is from RefSeq and is a predicted model, not a curated record. The transcript has 3 exons. NCBI's taxonomy places the organism in Eukaryota, Fungi, Ascomycota, Dothideomycetes, Pleosporales, Sporormiaceae.